This is a messenger RNA of Magallana angulata, 2290 nucleotides long. Its product is annotated as ATPase family AAA domain-containing protein 3-like. Gene Ontology annotation, molecular function: zinc ion binding; ATP hydrolysis activity; ATP binding. Gene Ontology annotation, biological process: mitochondrion organization. The transcript has 15 exons. The record is from RefSeq and is a predicted model, not a curated record. NCBI's taxonomy places the organism in Eukaryota, Metazoa, Mollusca, Bivalvia, Ostreida, Ostreidae. The coding region runs from base 82 to 1908 and encodes 608 amino acids. Gene Ontology annotation, cellular component: mitochondrion.
CGCAUGCCUUGUCAAUUCUACUACACGUGAGUUUGUGAUUGCAGUAAUAAGUAGUGUCACAGUGCACAAAAUAGAACUGAAAUGUCAUGGCUUUUCGGAAUGGGGGGCGGGGGACAGGGGCCUCCAUCGGUACCCCUCCCACCAUCAGAUGGAAAAGACGGCUCUGACCCACCGAAGCCUCUAACAAAAUCAGAGAUGGAAUCUUAUCGAUUCGAUUCUGCUGCUUUGGAGAGAGCUGCACAAGCCGCGAGGGAGCUAGAGAAAUCAAGAAAUGCAAAAGAAGCUCUGGAGUUAUCAAAAAUGCAGGAGCAAACGAAGCAAAUCGAAGCCCAGUCGAAAGGGAAGGAAAUGGAAGCUCACAUUGAACAAAUGAAGCUUCAAGCUAUAAAAGUACAGGAAGAGGAGCGGAGGAAAACUAUGUCCAAGGAGGCAGAACUUCAUCAACAGAAAGCUCAGUACCAAGAUCAGUUAGCGCGGCGGAGGUACGACGACCAACUCUCACAGCAGGCAAGAUUGCAAGAAGAAAAUUUGAGGAAACAAGAGGAAUCAGUUGCUAAACAGGAGCAAAUGAGAAAAGCCACAUUGGAGCAUGAAUUUGAACUCAGGCGAAAAAAUGAGCAAGCUCGAAUAGAAGCCGAGAUGAAAGCCCGUGGCCAAAUGGAGAGAGAGAACAUCGAUCUAAUUAAAGAACAAAUCAAACUUAAGGCUCAAGAGAAGAGAGAGACUGUUUUAGAAUCAAUUAAGACUGCAGGAUCUGUUCUAGGAUCUGGACUUCAAGCCUUCAUCACAGACCGUGACAAAGUGGCAGCAGCGGCAGUAGGUUUAACCAUGGCAGCAGUGGGGAUAUACGCCGCCAAGCACAGCACGGGAGUAGCAGCACGCUACAUAGAGGCCCGCCUUGGAAAGCCCUCACUGGUCAGGGAAACCUCGAGACUGACGGCAGGGGAGGUCAUCAAACACCCGAUAAAGACAACCAAGAGGUUAUUAAAUAAACCUGAAGAUGCACUGAAAGGAAUUAUUUUAAAACCAGAACUUGAAGAACGACUUAGGGAUGUUGCCAUAGCAACCAGGCAUACAAAGAAAAACAAGGGAUUUUACAGAAAUUUGUUGAUGCAUGGUCCUCCAGGAACAGGAAAGACAAUGUUUGCCAAGAGUCUUGCGGUGCAUUCUGGCAUGGAUUACGCCAUUAUGACGGGCGGUGAUGUGGCUCCGAUGGGCAAGGAAGGGGUCACUGCCAUGCAUAAGGUGUUUGACUGGGCAGGGGCCAGCAGAAGGGGGGUGUUGUUAUUUGUUGAUGAAGCAGACGCAUUCCUCAGAAAAAGAAGCAAGGAACACAUAAGUGAGGACAUGCGGGCCACAUUGAACGCCUUUCUGUACAGGACAGGAGAACAGUCGUCCAAAUUUAUGUUGGUGUUGGCCAGUAACCAGCCCGAGCAGUUUGAUUGGGCCAUCAAUGACAGAAUUGAUGAGAUGGUUGAGUUUGGGGUACCCACCCUUGACGAGAGAGAGAGGCUCGUUCGACUUUAUUUUGAUAAAUUUGUCCUGAAACCCUCCAUGGAGGACAAAAGGUUGAAGUUAGCCGAGUUUGACUACAGUGCCAAGUGCUCUGAGAUAGCCAGAAUCACAGAUGGUCUGUCAGGUAGAGAAAUCUCCAAGCUGGGCGUUGCUUGGCAGGCGACAGCGUAUGCUUCGGAAGACGGCGUUCUUACAGAGCAGAUGAUCGACGAUCGUGUAAACGACACUGUCCGACAACACAAGAAGAAGGAUCUGUGGCAGUACGAACAGGAAGUGAAGGAAGAACAGGAACUGGGCACUGCCUACACCUCAGAAAAAGACCGCGCAGCGGACAUUACACCACCACAGAGCAAGCCUGGAGCCGAUCAUAGUAAACCAUCCAAAGGCAGCUAACAAUAGUACAGCUCUAGGGAGUCCAUUAACUGUGUGUCAGAGAGCUGUAGGUAGACUGGGGCUCUGGGACGAGUUUUAAAUGAUGACCCAACUUGAAGAAUUGGGGAGUGUGACAGUAUGAUAGGAGGGAGAGUUGGACCAACCAGUUGUUAAGCAGUUCAGUUCAUAUAGUGUUUUAUUAUUCCAUUCUGAGCUGCAGGCAUUUUAUGUACAUGUACAAUCUCCUAUGUUACAUUUAUAUAAAUUGAUUCACUGCCACAAAAUGAGUAUGGGAAACAUUUGAUGUAGAUUUCUAUGAACAUUCAUGAUGUGUAAAUGUGAUUCUGUGAUUCUGUAGUUGUUUUGAGUACUGCUAAUAUAAAGUAAAUAUGUCAUCCACUGA